AUGCUUCGCCGGAAACCCACAGCCAUAACCAUCACCACCGAAGACAUAGCCGCCUUCGAAAAAGCGCGCCUACGCCAGCAACAACUCAAAGAGAACAACAACCAGCAACAAAUCAACUUCUCAAGCAGCACGGGCAGCAGUGGAAUCGGCGGGCCCUUUCAAUCCAGUUCUGCGACGUACGAUCCUAAUGAUGAGUUGAAGCCGCUGCCUGGUGAUAAGGCGCGGAUUGUGCGCACGCGAGAUGAAAGGAUUGGCUUGGGGAGAGCAGGGUGA
Messenger RNA from Blastomyces dermatitidis ER-3, 273 nucleotides. RefSeq lists its product as uncharacterized. NCBI's taxonomy places the organism in Eukaryota, Fungi, Ascomycota, Eurotiomycetes, Onygenales, Ajellomycetaceae. Bases 1 to 273 code for a protein of 90 amino acids. Gene Ontology annotation, cellular component: anaphase-promoting complex. Gene Ontology annotation, biological process: anaphase-promoting complex-dependent catabolic process. The transcript has a single exon. The record is from RefSeq and is a predicted model, not a curated record.